UAUUGUUAAGAGUAUAUAGAAGAGAAAUUAAGGUAAAUAUAUAGAUAUAUAGAAGAAGAAUUGAAAAUGAGUAACAACAGAGAAAGAGUGGCAGUCACAGAAUCACACCCCAUGAAUGGUGGACAUGGAAUUUACAGCUACACCAAAAACUCCUCCUUUCAGAGAAUAAAUGUAAAUGCUGCAAAAGCUACAAUCCAUGAUGCAAUUGCAAACAAACUAGACAUAAAAGAAUUGUUCUUCUCUAAAGAAACAAACAACAAUAGUACCAUUUUCAACAUGGUUGACUUGGGAUGUUCAGUUGGACCAAACACAUUUUCUGUUAUGGAAGAAAUACUUGAAGUUGUCAAACAAAAAUACCAACAAUUUAAUCAUCAACAACAAGGCCUCAAUUUCUCUUCUUCCAAAGAACUUGAAUUUCAAGUAUUCUUUAACGAUCAAGUCACCAAUGAUUUCAACACCCUUUUCACUACUCUCCCAACCGAAAGGCAUUACUUCGCAGCUGGGGUCCCGGGUUCUUUUCACGACCAGCUCUUCCCGAGCUCGUCUCUCCACCUUGUCCAUUCUUCGUAUGCACUCCAUUGGCUCUCCAGUCUUCCGAAGGAGUUGGUCGAUGAGAACUCUCCAGCAUUUAACCGCGGGAGAAUUCACUACUCAAAUACCUCGGAUGAGGUUGGCAAAGCUUAUGAAGCUCAAUUUGGUAAGGACAUGGCUAAGUUUUUGGAUGCUAGAGCUAAGGAGCUUGUGGUUGGAGGUUUAAUGGUGUUGACCUUACUUUCUGUUCCAAAUGAUUUCCCUUGUUCUCAGUCUGUUAUGUAUGUGUUGCUUGAGCUUCUUGGCUCUUCUCUCAUGGAUUUGGCAAAAGAAGGGCUUAUAAGUGAAAAUCAAGUGGACACAUUCAACAUACCUUUAUAUUCAGUCUUACCAAAUGAGAUGACAAAAUUAAUUGAAGAAAAUGGAUGUUUUAGUAUUGAGAGAAUGGAGUUAAUGAAGACAAGCAUGAUUGAUUAUAGUGACAAUAAUGGUGAAGUGACUCAAUUGACCUCUGCAGAGACAAUUACUCUGCACCUAAGAGCAAUAUUGGAGGUUUUAUUGACCAAACAUUUUGGAAGUGAGAUUAUUGAUGGAAUCUUUGAUAGAUUUUAUAAGAAAGUUGAAGAACUUUCAGAUCAACUUCAACCAAUCUACAAAGAGGGAGGAUUUCAACUCAUUCUUGUGCUCAAACGAAAAUAGUAUUGAAAUUAAUCUCAUCAAGAAUUUAAUAAUAAGAGAUAAACAUGAUAUGUAUUUUAUAUGAAUUGUGAGAACAUUAUGUAAUAAUGCAUGCAUGCAUGCUUACCCUUCUAUAUAAAGAAUAAUGCUUUUUAAUGAAUAAAGAUAUAUAUA
This is a messenger RNA of Cannabis sativa, 1383 nucleotides long. Its product is annotated as loganic acid O-methyltransferase-like. The record is from RefSeq and is a predicted model, not a curated record. Bases 67 to 1230 code for a protein of 387 amino acids. Gene Ontology annotation, biological process: methylation. The transcript has 3 exons. Lineage: Eukaryota; Viridiplantae; Streptophyta; Magnoliopsida; Rosales; Cannabaceae. Gene Ontology annotation, molecular function: S-adenosylmethionine-dependent methyltransferase activity.